AUGUCUGUCCCUUUUCAAGGGAGGCACGCUGAUCUUCAAGGUCUCAUCGACAUCCUUACGCAUCGCUUCAGGAGCCGCAAGUCUUUGAAAAUUAUUCUAUAUCUCGACGACCUUUUCUUACCAGAUCUGAAGAUUAUUCUUGGCUUGCUGAAAGCGCCAUCCUGCUCCAUCACACUGGAAGAGCGCUGGAUACAAUGGCAGUAUCCUGUUAUACGGGAGCGCGUUAUUGGAACUUAUGAGAGGGACUAUAAAAGCUUUGUCGAGGCCGCCCUCAAGGACACUGGAUAUCCUUUUCGUUCGACAGGUCCAAGCUUGGAGCAAUUUGAGGUGGAUGAGACCGAUGAUGCUAGUACACUUGGCUCUAAGAUUAUUGGAAAACGACAAAGAACCUGGCUAGAGGCUACUCCUCUUAAGUUGUGA
This is a messenger RNA of Penicillium subrubescens, 420 nucleotides long. RefSeq lists its product as uncharacterized. Lineage: Eukaryota; Fungi; Ascomycota; Eurotiomycetes; Eurotiales; Aspergillaceae. The record is from RefSeq and is a predicted model, not a curated record. The transcript has a single exon. Bases 1 to 420 code for a protein of 139 amino acids.